This is a messenger RNA of Myotis brandtii (Brandt's bat), 1900 nucleotides long. It is a transcript of the gene KLHDC2, whose product is annotated as kelch domain containing 2. NCBI's taxonomy places the organism in Eukaryota, Metazoa, Chordata, Mammalia, Chiroptera, Vespertilionidae. Gene Ontology annotation, molecular function: protein binding. The coding region runs from base 711 to 1715 and encodes 334 amino acids. The record is from RefSeq and is a predicted model, not a curated record. The transcript is spliced from 13 exons.
CAAUUGUUGACUGUAUGUUGACAUUGUUCAGAAAGUGGCCAGCGAGGCUCAAAGGCUGGAGAGGUCAGAUAGCAGUUGAAGUUGCAACUUCAGGGAAAGAAGGCUGAAAUCCUGGUUCUACCAUUACUUGCCAAGUACCUUCGGCAAAUCACCUCUCUAAAAAACCUGUUUUCUUGAAAUACCAACUACGUUUAAUGGUGGUUGUGAGGGUUAAAUAAAGCAAUCCAUGGGUAGCACUCAGCUAGUUCUAAGAGCAUAUGGUACACAGUCUGUUAAAAAUUAUUACCUGAAGGAAAUGGAGCAGAACAAGGAACUUAAAAGAUUGCAUAAGGACUUAAUAUUUGCAUAUUUGCAGUGCUGCCCUCUCUGCAUUUUGGUAGAGAAUGCAUGGGUCAAAGGAAACAAUGGCUAGAAAACUAUAUACAUCAUGUGCCAGUGUGGGUGAAGAGUUAAAGGUAGACCUUUCUUCAGUCUGCUGACCACCGCACGGGGAUACUCUCUCCUGAAGCCAUGCAACUGACAUUUGGUGCACGGUCUGUUCAGGAUCAAGUGGCCUUGGAGAUUUCCUGACCUCUUACCUUCCUGCACCACGGCACCUACACCGUUAUAACUGCUCUCUCAAAAAUUGGAAAUAAGAGCUGUCUAUAAGUAACCAAGUCAGAGGAUUAUAUGACUUUUAUCUGCCUAGAGAAGAACUAUGGAUCUACAACAUGGAGACUGGAAGAUGGAAAAAAAUGAACACUGAAGGUGAUGUUCCUCCUUCCAUGUCAGGAAGCUGUGCCGUGUGUGUAGACAGGAUGCUGUACUUGUUCGGAGGACACCACUCACGAGGCAAUACGAAUAAGUUCUACAUGCUGGAUUUAAGGUCUACAGACAGAGUAUUACAGUGGGAAAGAAUUGAUUGCCAAGGAAUUCCUCCGUCAUCAAAGGAUAAACUUGGUGUCUGGGUAUAUAAAAACAGGUUAAUAUUUUUUGGAGGGUAUGGAUAUUUACCUGAAGAUAAAGUAUUGGGAACUUUUGAAUUUGAUGAAACAUCUUUUUGGAAUUCAAGUCACCCAAGAGGAUGGAAUGAUCAUGUACAUAUUUUAGACACUGAAACAUUUAUCUGGAGUCAGCCUAUAACUACUGGUAAAGCACCUUCACCUCGCGCUGCCCAUGCCUGUGCAACAGUUGGAAACAAGGGCUUUGUGUUUGGAGGCAGAUAUCGGGAUGCUAGAAUGAAUGAUCUUCACUAUCUUAAUCUGGAUACAUGGGAGUGGAAUGAAUUAAUUCCACAAGGCAUGUGCCCAGUUGGCCGAUCUUGGCACUCACUGACACCAGUUUCUUCAGAUCAUCUCUUUCUCUUUGGAGGAUUUACCACUGAUAAACAGCCACUAAGUGAUGCCUGGACUUACUGCAUCAGUAAAAAUGAAUGGCUACAGUUUAAUCAUCCCUACACUGACAAACCAAGAUUAUGGCAUACAGCUUGUGCCAGUGACGAAGGAGAAGUAAUUGUUUUUGGUGGGUGUGCCAAUAACCUUCUUGUCCAUCACAGAGCGGCACACAGUAAUGAAGUACUCAUAUUUUCAGUUCAACCAAAAUCUCUUGUAAGGCUAAGCUUAGAAGCAGUCAUUUGCUUUAAAGAAAUGUUAGCCAACUCGUGGAACUGCCUUCCAAAACACUUACUUCACAGUGUUCAUCAGAGGUUUGGUAGUAAUAACACUUCUGGGUCUUAGGUUUCAUAGAUCAUGCCUCUGAUCACCUUGCAUGGACAGCAAUUCUGUGAACAUCAAAGAGUGGCAUCAUUUGUAUAGUUACAUGCAUUGUGUAGCUUUGCAGCUUUUUGGUUUUAAUGUGCAUGUGAAUGGCCUAGAGAACCUAUUUUUGUGUCCAAAGUUUACAAUAAAUGUAUUUAACACCA